AUGUCUGACGCGCCUUGGUCCCGUCUCAUCCGUUUCGUCGACGAUAACGGCACAGAGACUUUUGGUGAACCCCAAGUCACUGACGAGAAGGACUUUGUGGCCCGCGCCGCCUCCAAUGACCUCUGGGCGGUAGAGUACAAGGGCAGAAGUCCGGUUUCUGGCCUCACGAGGGGCGAAAAGGUGCACGUCAAGGAAGUCCGCGACAUUCUGCGCCCCUCAGACGUGCCCAUCAUCCGCUGCAUCGGCCUCAACUACAUCAAGCACAUCAAGGAGGGCGGCCGCACACCACCCCCCUUUCCCUCUCUCUUCAUCAAGCCCGCCACGUGCGUGGCAGGGCACAACGAGGACGUGCCCAUUCCGAAGGUCGCUCAGGAUGGUACUGUUGACUACGAGGGCGAGCUUGCCUUCGUCAUCGGCAAGUCAGGCAAGAACAUCGCCAAGAAGGACGCCCUCUCACACAUUGCUGGCUACCUUGCCUGCAACGACGUGUCGGCGCGCGCCUGGCAGCGCGACCCCAAAAAGGCCGGCGGCGUUCCACAGUGCCCCAUGCUCGUGUCGCCGUCCGUCGUCGGCGACGCCUCGUCCCUGCGCCUGCGCACGCUCGUCAACGGCGAGGAGCGCCAGAACGAGGGCACCGACGACCUGCUGUUCGGCGUCGAGGCCAUUGUCGAGUUUCUCAGCCAGGGCACGACGCUCGAGGCCGGCACCGUCGUGCUGACGGGCACGCCAUCGGGCGUGGCCAUGGGCAUGAAGGAGCCCAAGUACCUGAAUGACGGCGACGUCGUCGAGGUGACCAUUAGCGGCCUCGGCAGCGUCAAGAAUAAGAUGGUAUUUGAGUAA
Molecule: messenger RNA, 840 nt
Organism: Verticillium alfalfae VaMs.102
Lineage: Eukaryota; Fungi; Ascomycota; Sordariomycetes; Glomerellales; Plectosphaerellaceae
Product: fumarylacetoacetate hydrolase domain-containing protein
Exons: 4
Coding region: 1-840 (279 amino acids)
Molecular function (GO): catalytic activity
Source: RefSeq, a predicted model, not a curated record